AUGAUCGAAACACUUGUAGCCACGGACGCUCAGGAGCUGCUGCAGCAGCUCACAGCCCUGCUGGAGCAGGAGCUGAGAUGUCAGCCAAAGGCCUCUGGGCUGAGACUCCUUGAAUCUGCUCACGAUAAUGGGCUCCGAAUGACUGCCAGGCUGCGAGACUUUGAAGUGAAAGAUCUCCUCAGCUUAACUCAGUUCUUUGGCUUCCAUACGGAGACGUUCUCACUUGCUGUGAAUUUCUUGGAUAGAUUCUUGUCAAAAAUGAAGGUACAGCCUAAACACUUGGGCUGUGUUGGACUCAGCUGCUUCUAUCUGGCUGUGAAGGCAUCAGAAGAAGAGAGAAAUGUUCCCUUAGCCACUGACUUAAUUCGAAUAAGCCAGUACAGGUUCACUGUUUCUGAUAUGAUGAGAAUGGAGAAAAUCAUAUUGGAGAAGCUGUGCUGCAAAGUCAAAGCUACAACAGCCUUCCAAUUUCUACAACUGUAUCAUUCACUUAUUCAUGAGAAUUUAAGCUCUGAAAGGAGAAAAUGCCUUAAUUUUGAGAGACUUGAGACCCAGCUUAAGGCAUGUCACUGCAGAGUCAUGUUUUCUAAAGCCAAGCCUUCUGUCCUGGCACUGUCUAUUAUGGCACUGGAGAUAGAAGAACAAAAACUGCUGGAGUUGGCAGAGGCAUUGGAAUUUCUGCAGUUGCAUUCCAAGAUAAACAACAGAGAUUUGACCUUCUGGAAAGAACUGGUGUUGAAGUGCCUUACAGAAUAUUCCUCGAGCAAGUGUUCCAAACCAAAUGUCCAGAAAUUAAAAUGGAUUGUGUCUCGACGUACAGCAAGGCAGCUUAAACAUAGCUACUACAGAAUAACACACCUUCCUACAAUUCCAGAGACCAGCCCGUAAGAGGAUUACAUUAAAAUGAGGAGAGAACCAUCUUAUGUGACCUUGUCAACAGGCACGUGAAUAUCUGAAACAUGAUCUUAAUAAACGAAGAGCUCAACUCAUGGAAAGAAUAUGUAACAUUUCAGACUAAAGAUCCUUCCAGCAAA
This is a messenger RNA of Apaloderma vittatum (bar-tailed trogon), 1034 nucleotides long. RefSeq names its product cyclin G1 (gene CCNG1). Lineage: Eukaryota; Metazoa; Chordata; Aves; Trogoniformes; Trogonidae. Gene Ontology annotation, biological process: mitotic cell cycle phase transition; regulation of cyclin-dependent protein serine/threonine kinase activity. Gene Ontology annotation, molecular function: cyclin-dependent protein serine/threonine kinase regulator activity. The record is from RefSeq and is a predicted model, not a curated record. Gene Ontology annotation, cellular component: cyclin-dependent protein kinase holoenzyme complex; cytoplasm; nucleus. The transcript has 6 exons. Bases 1 to 888 code for a protein of 295 amino acids.